Molecule: messenger RNA, 705 nt
Organism: Elephantulus edwardii (Cape elephant shrew)
Lineage: Eukaryota; Metazoa; Chordata; Mammalia; Macroscelidea; Macroscelididae
Gene: TNFSF8
Product: tumor necrosis factor (ligand) superfamily, member 8
Exons: 4
Coding region: 1-705 (234 amino acids)
Biological process (GO): CD8-positive, alpha-beta T cell differentiation; immune response
Cellular component (GO): membrane
Molecular function (GO): tumor necrosis factor receptor binding
Source: RefSeq, a predicted model, not a curated record
AUGGACCCUCGGCUGCAGCAAGUACCCAGCAGUGGGGCCCCUUCUCAAGACACAGCUAUGCAUAUGCCAGCGGGCCCCGUCUCCAGCCACUUGGGGAUCAGGACCCAGAGUUAUUUCUGCUUCACCACGGCUACCCUGGCAUUGUGCCUCAUCUUUGCUGUGGCAACCAUUAUGGUGCUGGAAGUUCAGAGGGCGGACUCUGUUCCCAACCCAGUUGUCAAACCCAUUGUUGGAGGAAAGUACUCAGAGGACAUCUUGCGUAUCCUGAAAACAAUUCCAUUCAAGAAAUCAUGGGCCUACCUCCAAGUGUCGAAGCAUUUAAACCAAUCCAUAUUGUCUUGGAAUUCAGAUGGAAUCAUUGAUGGAAUCAAAUACGAACAGGGGCAUCUGGUGAUCCAGUCCCCAGGUCUGUACUUUAUCAUUUGUCAACUGCAAUUUCUUGUGACUCGAUGCCCCAAAACUUCUCUAGACCUGAAGCUGGAGCUUCUCAUCAAUGAGGUCCCCAAAAAGCAGGCACUGGUGACAGUGUGCAAGACUGGCGUGGAAAGCACAGAAAUAUACCAAAAUCUCUCACAAUUCUUGCUGGAGCACCUUCAGGUCAACUCCACCAUCUCAGUCAGGGUGGAAAAGUUCGAGUUUGUGGAUACAAACACUUUCCCUCUAGAUAACGUGUUGUCCAUAUUUUUGUAUAAUAAUUCAGACUGA